Molecule: messenger RNA, 2466 nt
Organism: Leptopilina boulardi
Lineage: Eukaryota; Metazoa; Arthropoda; Insecta; Hymenoptera; Figitidae
Gene: Ssrp
Product: FACT complex subunit Ssrp1
Exons: 13
Coding region: 128-2311 (727 amino acids)
Cellular component (GO): FACT complex; nucleus
Molecular function (GO): nucleosome binding; DNA binding; histone binding
Source: RefSeq, a predicted model, not a curated record
UCUAUGUUUUCUAUCGUUUUGUGUGAAGUAACUGGUGGUUUUUCUUUGUAAAAAUUGCCGAUAAAUUGCUUUCAAAGUUUAUGUGAAGUUGAAAAAAAACUGAAAAAGAUAAUUGUAGGAGUUAAAAAUGGACUUCUUGGAGUAUGCCGAUAUUACGUCGGAGGUUAAUGGAGCAAUGACUCCUGGAAAGUUAAAAUUAACUGAUCAACAUCUUAUAUUUAAAAAUCAAAAAACUGGCAAAGUAGAGCAAAUAUCUUCGAGUGAUAUGGAUAUGGUCAGUUAUUUAAAAUUUGUAAAUACUUGGGGACUUCGAAUUUUCCUAAAAAAUGGAAGUCUAUACAGAUUUAGAGGUUUCAAAGAAGGCGAUCAAGAAAAAAUGGCAAAAUUUUUCAAGAGUAAUUAUAAUAAAGAUAUGCUUGAAAAACAACUUAGUUUAAAAGGAUGGAAUUGGGGAACAGCGAGAUUUGAAGGAGCAGUUUUAAGUUUUGAUGUUGGUCAACAUACGGCAUUUGAAAUUCCCUUGUGCAAUGUUUCUCAAUGUACAACUGGCAAAAAUGAAGUUACUUUAGAAUUUCAUCAGAAUGACGACGCACCUGUUAAUUUAAUGGAAAUGAGAUAUCAUAUUCCAACCAGUGACAGUGUUGAAGCCGAUCCUGUCGAUGCUUUUCAUCAACAAGUUAUGGAUAAAGCUUCUGUUAUCAGUGUCAGUGGCGAUGCAAUUGCUAUAUUUAGAGAAAUUCAAUGUCUCACGCCUAGAGGUCGUUACGAUAUCAAAAUUUUCCAAUCUUUCUUCCAACUUCAUGGUAAAACUUUUGAUUACAAAAUUCCAAUGUCUACCGUUUUGAGAUUAUUCCUUCUUCCGCAUAAGGACAGCAGGCAAAUGUUUUUCGUUGUGAGUUUAGAUCCACCUAUCAAACAAGGACAAACUCGUUAUCAUUAUUUAGUUCUCUUAUUCAAUCAAGAUGAAGAAACAUCGAUAGAAUUGCCUUUCUCUGAGGAGGAAUUAAAGAACAAAUAUGAGGACAAACUUACAAAAGAAUUAAGUGGACCGACAUACGAAAUUCUAGGAAGAGUUAUGAAAGUUAUAAUUAAUAGAAAGCUCACCGGACCUGGAAAUUUCAAAGGGCACUCGGGUACUCCAGCAAUUGGUUGUUCUUUCAAAGCAGCAGCUGGUUAUUUAUAUCCUCUAGAAAGGGGAUUUAUGUACGUACACAAACCGCCAAUUCACAUUCGUUUUGAUGAAAUUGCUUCAGUGAACUUUGCACGAGGUGGUGGAUCAACAAGAUCUUUUGAUUUUGAAAUAGAAUUAACGAGUGGAAUUAAUCAUACGUUUAGUAGUAUUGAAAAAGGAGAAUAUGGAAAGCUCUUUGAUUUUAUUACGUCCAAGAAACUUAGAGUGAAGAAUAGAGGAAAAGGGGAUAAAGUCAACUAUGACGAUGACUUUGGUGGCAGUGAUCAAGAAGCUGAACCAGAUGCAUAUUUGGCUCGCGUUAAAGCCGAAGCACAAGAGAGAGAUGAUGACAAUCAAGAUUCAGACAGUGAAUCAACUGAUGAGGAUUUCAAUCCCAAUCAAGCGGAAAGUGAUGUUGCUGAAGAAUACGACAGUAAUCCUGCCACUACGGACAGUGAUGAUGGAUCUGAUGCAUCUGGCGAUAGUGCGAAGGAAAAGAAAAAGGAGAAAAAGAAGAAAUCGGCAAAAACAGUGUCUGAGAAGCCAAGAAAAGCGCGUAAGCCAAAGAAGGAAAAAGAUUCUAAUAAGCCAAAGAGGCCAGCAACUGCAUUUAUGUUGUGGUUAAAUAACACCAGAGAGAAAAUAAAAUCCGAUAAUCCAGGCAUAAGUGUCACUGAAAUUGCCAAGAAAGGUGGAGAAAUGUGGAAGGAGAUGAAAGAUAAAUCGGAAUGGGAGGAGAAAGCAGCCAAAGCGAAAAAGGAGUACGCUGAGGCAAUGAAAGAUUAUGUUCCAAGUGAAGGAGACAAAUCGAAAGACAAGAAGGAAAAGGCUUCUAAAAAGGAUAAAGACGAUAAAAAGAAAAAGGAUAACAAAAAAGAUACUUCAGCAUCUAAAAACACUUCCGGUUCAUUUAAGAGCAAAGAAUAUAUCAGUGAUGAUGAAAGUAGCAGCGAUGAAGAUAGUAAGAAAAAGUCCAAAUCUGAUAAGAGAAAACAUUCCGAUAGCGAAGAAGAUAAGAAGCCGAAGAAAAAGGCUGAUAAAAAGAAGAAAAAAGAUGAAUCUGAAGACGAGGCUAGUUUAGAAGAACCAGAUGAAAGUACUCCACCAACUAGUGAUGACGAUUCCAAGGGAAGCGAUUAAUGUUUUUUUUAUUUACAUUAUAUUUUCAUAAUUCACAAAAACUAAUUUCAUAAUUCUGUACAAUUAAGUAUUGUUUUGUAUUUAAGAAACCAUUAAUAAUAAGUCAGCGCAUAGAAUUUAAAACACUUUGAAAUAUAAACAGUUUUCUCCCCUUA